This is a messenger RNA of Engraulis encrasicolus (European anchovy), 1758 nucleotides long. RefSeq lists its product as uncharacterized. The record is from RefSeq and is a predicted model, not a curated record. Gene Ontology annotation, cellular component: plasma membrane. The transcript has 14 exons. Gene Ontology annotation, molecular function: carbonate dehydratase activity; zinc ion binding. Gene Ontology annotation, biological process: one-carbon metabolic process. NCBI's taxonomy places the organism in Eukaryota, Metazoa, Chordata, Actinopteri, Clupeiformes, Engraulidae. Bases 1 to 1758 code for a protein of 585 amino acids.
AUGGAUAGACCUGCUGGACAGGUGCUGAGGUGCUUCUUGAAGAUGGGAGGAACAGCGAGACUACACCUGCAGCCAUGCCCCCUCAUCCCUGGGGGAGGAGAGUUCUGCUACCACCUACCAAGCUGCAAUGAUGCUCAGUGGCCCACCCUCUUCCCCGACUACUGCGAUAAGAGCCGGCAGUCUCCUAUCGACAUCGUCAGCACGAGUGCUGUGGAGGAUUCCGGCCUGGGGGCAUUCACCCUCAGCGGCUACGAUGACACCACCGCCAUGUCCAAGAUCACGAACAGCAAAGGCAAAACAGUGAAGGUUGACCUCAACUCAGGUAAGGCCAGUAUGAGUGGCGGUGGCCUGUCUGAGAGCUAUGACGCGCUGCAGUUUCAUCUCCACUGGGGCAACGGGAGUGAGGUCGGAGGCUCGGAGCACACAGUGGACGGGAAGAGAUUUCCCAUGGAGCUGCAUAUCGUGCAUGUCAAGGGGUCACUGAAUUUGAAUACCACUCUGGCUGUGGCUGAUGGCACAGGACUGGCUGUUCUUGGCUUCUUCAUUGAGGUGGACUCAAGCACAACGGAUGAACCAGCAGGCUGGCUGAGUCUUGCCUCUCAACUUCAGAAGAUUACGCUUAAAGAUGAGUCUGUGAGCUUCUCCGGUAUCUCCUUGAACGAUCUCAUCACCGGGGUCGACCUGACGAAGUACUAUAGAUACCUGGGCUCUCUAACUACACCUGCCUGCAAUGAGGCGGUAGUUUGGACCGUAUUCAAGGAGCCUGUCAAAGUCAGCAAAAAUUUGAUUGACCUGUUCAGCAACUCGGUGCGCAUCGGGGACACCACCGCUUCCGAACUCAUGACUAACGUGUUCCGAAAUGUGCAAUCACUCAAUGGCAGACAAGUCUCUCAAAGUCCAACCUCAUCCCCAGUCAUCGAUGCCCCGGUAUGGCCAACAGUCUUUGCGGCCUACUGCAAUGGAAAUCGCCAGUCGCCCGUGGACAUUGUCAGCAACGACACUGUGCUAGAUUUGAAUCUGGAGAAGUUCACCUUUUCUGGCUUCGACAACACAGCAGCCAUGUCCAAAAUCAAGAACACUGGCAAAACAGUAAAGGUUGAGUUUAACAGUGGGUUGCUGAGUGUGAGUGGUGGUAACCUGUCUGAAACCUACGACACCUUGCAGUUCCAUAUUCAUUGGGGCAACACCAGCGCUGUUCCCGGGUCUGAGCACACCGUGGAUGGCAAGCAGUAUCCUAUGGAGUUGCACAUUGUGAAUGCCAAGAGUUCACUGGGUGGAAAUGUAACCAGCAUCGUGCAGGAUGGUACUGGCCUGGCCGCCCUAGGCUUUUUCAUUGAGGUGGAUUCAAACUCAACUGACGAGCCAGCUAGCUGGAAGACCCUUACGUCACAUCUGCCCACUAUCACCGAAAAGAAUUCCUACACAAAUAUCACGGGCAUCUCCAUGAAUGACCUCAUCAAUGGAGUCGACCUGACCAAGUACUUCAGAUAUCUGGGCUCUCUUACCACUCCUGACUGCAAUGAGGCGGUAGUUUGGACCGUUUUUGAAGAACCCAUCAAAGUCAGCAAAAAUCUGGUCGACCUCUUUAGCACGACUGUGCUGAUUGACAAAUCCGGCUCACCAUUGGCGGUCAACACCUUCCGCCCCGUGCAGGCUCUCAACGAUCGAACGGUCUUCCGCUCUGCUGCCGAGUCUACUGCCAGAAUCUCACUGCCUCUGCUACUGGCAGCACUGUAUGCCCUCCUCCGUCUGGCGUAG